AUGCAAAUCCACCAGCCUCCCCCAAAUCGCUCACCGAGGGAGCGGCGCUCGGGAGCCCCCAGAUCAGCCCAUCGCCGGAGCCUCCGCCAGCUGGUCCCCCGCUCCAGCCCCUCCUCCGCGCCCACUGUGCAAACCGGCGCCGCAGUCCGCCCGCCGCGCAGCGCGGGCAGAUCCCGGCUUAGGAACUUCCUAGCGACGCCUGCAGAGGGCGCGCUGGCGCCCGUUCUCUCCACCCCGCGCCCAGCUCGCCGCCAGCUGCCCGGGAGACCGAGCCGGAGCCGCAGGGCUCAACCCGGAGCAGCUCGGAGGUGGGUUUCUGUGGGUCUCUGGGGCAGCUGCAGCAACGCAUCCCUCUCUGUACGAGUAUUUCCAUUCCUGAGAGCAGAAGGAAGCACUUCAGCGGGCAGCAUUUGGAACGUAAAUUGCUUUGUAGUAUUUGAAAGCAGAAAGGACCGUGGGCAGCUGAGCUGGGACGAGAGAUACGAACUACUCAAUGGAUCGUGCUGGCACGACCCGGGAGGUGAUACCGCUGCCCUGUCCAGGAGAGCUGGUGCUGGGAGUUGGAAACAGCUACAGAUAAGGGACCAGACAGGCUGGAGAUUAGCAGGAACGCCUUGUCCCGCAGAGAGACAGCCUCUUGCCAAGGGCAGAGGCCCCAGCUUCUGACUUUCAACCUGAGGCCACCCUCACC
Molecule: messenger RNA, 691 nt
Organism: Nycticebus coucang (slow loris)
Lineage: Eukaryota; Metazoa; Chordata; Mammalia; Primates; Lorisidae
Exons: 4
Coding region: 1-666 (221 amino acids)
Source: RefSeq, a predicted model, not a curated record